CGAGUCGAUUUGCUCAUCGGCUACGUUUACAUUUAAUAUGUUGAAUUUAUAACAAUAAUAUCGUAUAAUCCGCUUUGGACAACGAGCUACCGAACGUGGCAGCAGAUCACUCGCAUUCCGUGACAAUAAAAUGCAUUUGUUCAAUCUCAAGAUUAUCAAGAAGCAAUACUUAGCGCUCGGGAUGUUGAUUUUCGUAGUAUUAUUUUUGUUUAAUUCUAAACCCGCGUUCCAGUGCCAGUUAACCCCGGAAACAGCGGCCUACUUGCCGACAAUAUACGGGAUUACGCCAACGUACGCAAGAUUGGCGCAGAAGGCUGACCUGACAAGGUUAUCUCAAACUCUGAUGCUAGUGAAGAAUUUUCAUUGGAUCGUCAUAGAGGACUCUGAUACAAAGACUAAGCUAGUGGAAAACUUGCUCAAGGAAUCAAACUUAAAAUAUACACAUCUCAAUGUGAAGACUGAAAAACCUAAAGGAUCUUCGAACCAUGGUAAUGGCAGUACGGUUAUGAAUGCCAAUUUAUGUUUAUUGAAGAAUAAAAGGUUCAACACAACUUUGUUAUGCGCAAGUGGCGUGGAGCAGCGGAAUAAGGCUUUAGAUUGGCUGCGGGCGCACCUGAAGUCUCCAGAAGGGACCUCGGGCGUCGUCUUCUUCAUGGAUGACGACAACACAUACUCUCUGAAGGUCUUCGAUGAGAUGCGAAAAAUCAAGAAAGUAGGUGUCUGGCCGGUGGGCAUAGUCGGGGGCAUGCGUGUUGAGAUGCCCCUGGUGACGGACGGCAAGGUGUCCGGUUACAACGCCGUGUGGAAACCGUACCGGCCGUUCCCCAUCGAUAUGGCAGGUUUUGCCGUCAACGCGACGCUUUUCCUGGACUUUCCUGAGGCGAAGUUUUCCAGGAAAGUGCAGUCUGGUUUCCAGGAGAGUGAAAUACUUAAAUACGUCGUAACCCAACAGGAGCUGGAGCCUCUAGCCGACAACUGCACCAAGGUAUAUGUAUGGCACACACGUACCCAGAAACCCGCCAUACUCAACCCGAAAAAACUCAAAAAACCCCUGGUCCCUGACGACCAUAUCGAGGUUUGAAAUGUUACCGGUAAUCAUCAUAUCGGUUGUACGCUGAGCGUUGAACGCUUGUUUCAGAAUCCCGAGGGAUUUCGACUAAUUUUUAAAAUGAGCUGUGCUCCUUCCAUAUAUGAAAACAUUUCUUGAUAAAAACAAUGUACGUAUCAAAUUCAGUAUAAUACUAGCCAAAUAUCGACUACAACCCUACCAAUUAGCAGUUAUUAUCACUAAAGCGAUCUCAAUUCACAAUUUUUAAAUUUAGGCAGGCAGUCUCAUGCACUACUAAUUUAAAUGUCGGGAGGUAAAUGAGUCAUUUAUGA
This is a messenger RNA of Cydia fagiglandana, 1380 nucleotides long. It is a transcript of the gene GlcAT-I, whose product is annotated as galactosylgalactosylxylosylprotein 3-beta-glucuronosyltransferase 3-like. Gene Ontology annotation, biological process: carbohydrate metabolic process; chondroitin sulfate proteoglycan biosynthetic process. Bases 131 to 1081 code for a protein of 316 amino acids. Gene Ontology annotation, cellular component: Golgi membrane. The transcript has 7 exons. Gene Ontology annotation, molecular function: galactosylgalactosylxylosylprotein 3-beta-glucuronosyltransferase activity. The record is from RefSeq and is a predicted model, not a curated record. NCBI's taxonomy places the organism in Eukaryota, Metazoa, Arthropoda, Insecta, Lepidoptera, Tortricidae.